Malurus melanocephalus (red-backed fairy wren) is the source of this 1888-nucleotide messenger RNA. It is a transcript of the gene ENPP7, whose product is annotated as ectonucleotide pyrophosphatase/phosphodiesterase 7. Bases 1 to 1311 code for a protein of 436 amino acids. Lineage: Eukaryota; Metazoa; Chordata; Aves; Passeriformes; Maluridae. The transcript has 6 exons. The record is from RefSeq and is a predicted model, not a curated record.
AUGCUCCAGCUGCUGGGGCUCCUUUUUGCUGCUCUCUCYUUAGGAAGAUGCAUCCCCCUGCAGGAGGCAUCCCAACGCAGCAAACUCCUCCUGGUGUCCUUUGACGGCUUUCGGUGGAACUACGACCAGGACGUGGACACCCCCAACCUGGACACCAUGGCUGCAGAGGGGGUGAAGGCCAAGCACAUGAUCCCUCCCUUCAUCACCCUCACCAGCCCGAGCCAUUUCACGCUGCUGACCGGGCGAUACGUGGAGAACCACGGGGUGAUCCACAACAUGUGGUUUGACACCAAGACAGGUGCCAGACUGCCCUACUACACCACACAAGGCAUCAGCAGCUGGUGGGACAACGGCAGCAUCCCCAUCUGGAUCACAGCCCAGAGACAGGGUUUGAAGACAGGCUCUGUCUACUUCCCUGGAGCAAGAGCAAAAUACGGAAAGGAGGAAGUGUACAUGAAGCUGGUGGAACCCGCCAUAUUCAACUACAGCAGGGAAAGCAACUGGAGGMAGAACAUCGACACCGUGAUGGAAUGGUUCACGGUGGAGAACCUCGACUUCAUCGCGCUCUACUUCGGGGAGCCAGACUCCACAGGACACAAGUUUGGCCCUGAAUCCACCCAGAGGAAAAACAUGAUCAAGCAGGUGGACAGAACCGUCGGUUACUUGAGGCAGCGGAUCCGGGAGAGCGGCCUGGAAUCAAAGCUCAACCUGAUCAUCACAUCYGACCACGGCAUGGAGACCGUCAUAAAGGAAGACGAGAUCCACAUUGGGAAUGUGAGCAACUUUGCAUUCAAAGACCUCGACUUUGAACUCUUAGAUUAUGGACCCAAUGGACUCCUGCUGCCGAAAGAAGGGAAAUUGGAGCAUGUGUACUCACUUCUGAAAAAUGCCCACCCAAAACUGCACGUUUACAAGAAAGAAGAGUUUCCAAAGAGAUUCCACUACGCCAACCAUUCCCGGAUCACCCCACUYCUGCUGUACGGUGAUCCAGGCUACGUGAUCCAUGGGAGAUACAAGGUCCAGUUCAAUAAAGGGGAGCACGGUUUUGACAACGACGCCAUGAACAUGAAAACCAUCUUCCGUGCCGUGGGACCGGCCUUCAAGAAGGGGCUGGAGGUGGAGCCCUUCGAAAGCGUCAAUGUCUACGCCCUCCUGUGCGAGCUSCUGGGCAUCACCCCCGAGCCCCACGACGGCUCUCUCGAGGUCACCAAGCCCAUGCUGCGUUCGGGUGCGCGUCUCCAGCCCGCCACGAAGCUGCCGCUGAUGUUGGGACUCGCUCUCGUUCUGGGAUGCUGGGGAGGAGUUUUCUAACCCCCAUCAGAGCAAAUGUGUCCAGAGAACCAGCAGGACAGGUAACUCCAGGACAAGUAACUCCUGAUUUAAUUCCCUGGCACUUCCAGCACAGCACACCUCCAGAGGCUGCAGCGCCCUGACCCAAGCUCCAGCAGCGCCGUGCUCUCCUGUCCUGGCAGCCCCACGUUCCAGAACUUGUGGCAAGAUGGGGAWGGACACGGCUCACAAAGACAAUCAGCCCCAGGCUCAGGGAAUUGGACAGAAUUCCCAAAACUUCUCCAAAUUACUGACCCACGCUCCUCCCGUGUGACUGAGUCCCGGGGGAGAUGCCUCUCCCACGGUUUGGGGUGACACCAGGAUGCUCUUUUUGGAAGGUGGCACUGAUGUACAGCCUGACCUUGUCAGGGUCACCCCAUGUGUGCAUCACCCCAACUCGGGAGGCACAACAGCCCCAGUGCGGGUUUGGAGCAGGAACUGCUGAUACCAACUGAGUAUCCAAAUGAAUUAAAAGUAUUUGUUCUGAGCCCCUGCACAAAGCCAAACCCCUGCAAGAGGCAGCCCAGGGUCCCUCAGCCAGGCUGGGGUUUAGGGGACA